CAAGAGCAGGGCACAGUGCUUGGAGUACGCGACGGGACAGGACGGGACAGAGCGGUGCCGUGAGGAGCGCUCGUUCGUGUCUGACCUGGAGAUUUUCCGAGGCAUUACUCCUACAGGUGUCCUCGUGGCAAGACUGCAGGUCUUGGUGGCCUGUGGCCUUCCCGAGGCUUCUCUUUUGCAGGUGCCUCUGAGGCCAGACUGAGGGACUUGGUGACUCAGAGCUUUUCUGAGGCAUCUCCCAUCCUUCUGGCCUGCACACUCGAGGCGAGACCCUGGCACUUAGUGACCAAACCCAUUUAAGAGGUGUUUCCUGUCCUUGUGGCAGGAGCCCUUGAGACCAAAGUGCAGGACUUGCUGUCCUGUAAUCUUCCUGAGGCUUCUCUGCCUCAGGUGCCUUCAAGGCACAAGUGAAGGACUUGCUGAUUCAGAACUUUCACAAGGCAUCUCUCUUUAAGGUGACCUCAAGGCCAGACUCUGGAAUGGCAGGCAGAUUUCUCAGCCUAUUUAAAGUCUUCAGGGGGGAAAAAAACAAAGGCCCUAUAGCUGCCCCAGGAAAACGGCUUGAGGAGCCCAAGCAUUUCCAGCCAUUGCAGGACGAUGCAUCCCUGGACCGGACACAAGAGAAGGAAGCCGCCCACGGCUGCUUCGGCAGAACCCUGAAGAUAUUCCCAAAGUUUCUGCGCAUUCAACGCAGGAAGACCAGCACCGCAGCAGCUGAGGGCCCAGCUGAGCCUGACUCGGGGCUGACCCAGCUCCAGGCAGAGCCUGAUGUCAGCCUGCAUUUGGCUGAGCUCUCAGAAGACUCUGAGACCUCAAUGACUCAAAUCUGCGUGAAGGCACUUCUCACAUCAAUGACCGAGGAUGUGGCCAUCACAAACACUGACCAUGGAGAGACUCAGGGCAUUGCAAACACUGACACCAGCACAGAUUUGGCUCAGUGCUCAGAAGACUGCAAGGCUGUAAUGACUCCCAGAGAUGAAGGGGCAAAGGCUGACGAGGCAGUAACUGAGGAUGUGACCAUCACUGUCAACUCUGGAGAGACUCAAGAAAUCCCAAAUGCUGACACCAUGCCCACUCCCCCUGUGAUUUGUACUCCCACUGUGGAUUUUUUCCAGGAGAGUGCUGUUUGCACACGGGAACUGGUGCCAGCCAUGGUGAAGAACAUCCACCAGAGUCUCAUGUCCCACGUCACUGUGGAUGCCAGGCUGCACAGUGACAUUGUGAGGCUGGCUGAGGAACACCCUGCAGACGUGGCGCUGACCCUCCUGCACUGUGCCCCAACGUGUGACAGAGCUGCUGCAAUGAUGUGGAGAGCCAUAGGCUCAUCACGACCAACAAUGGAGAAGGUGCUGGCAACACUGCUCUGUGUGAUGGAGGAUUGGCCUGUGCACAGCACAUGCACCUCCGAUGGGGACAACAAGGACGUUUUUGCCCUGGCUGCAACUCUGGUGAUCUGGGUCAUUGUGCCUAAAUGCCAUGAGGCCAUGAUCCUUUAUUCCUCCCGCCUGUUUGUGGCUCUGCUCUUCCAUGUUGUCAUCACCACGCAGCAGAUGCCACCAGAGGAAGUUGAAAACUUCUGGAGAGCGUGCCAGGAGGAACACCGCCUUCCCAGCAAGCCCAUGCAGGCCAUGAAGGCUCUGCUCUGCCGACUGGAGUGUGACCAGGAGGUGAUGGCUAUGGAGCGUAAGUGUGGCUGGGAAACGCUGCUGUGUGCUCACACCCAGCACUAUGCCGUGGGUCUGCUGGCCAGAGAGAUGCGCCGUGUCUCCCUCUCCUUGUGUUCUGGGAUUGCUCUCCGCCUGCUUGGGCUGCUCAGCAGGGAGGAGCCACACUGGGAUCUGCCCGGGCUGGCGUUCCUUGUGGAGGUCCUCGAGUGCCUGGACUUGAGGGAAUGUGCUGACAGCAUCCUGGAGAUCAUGUCAAGGCACCUGAGGAACGAGUGCAGGGAGAGCCGUCGCCUGGCGCUCAGAGGCCUCGUGGUGCUCAGCAAGGAUCCCUCGAUGGUGAGAAGGGGCAGCGGCUGA
Messenger RNA from Passer domesticus (house sparrow), 2024 nucleotides. RefSeq lists its product as uncharacterized. Gene Ontology annotation, cellular component: cytoplasm. The transcript is spliced from 9 exons. Lineage: Eukaryota; Metazoa; Chordata; Aves; Passeriformes; Passeridae. Bases 480 to 2024 code for a protein of 514 amino acids. The record is from RefSeq and is a predicted model, not a curated record.